This is a messenger RNA of Coregonus sp. 'balchen', 7868 nucleotides long. NCBI's taxonomy places the organism in Eukaryota, Metazoa, Chordata, Actinopteri, Salmoniformes, Salmonidae. The record is from the annotation of a GenBank genome assembly.
AUGGCCGGAAGAUUGGUGAAAGUGAGUGAAAGUGAGUGCCUCCUCGCCUGGGAAUCAAAGAAGUCUCCAAUUACUGGUUGUUAGAUGUGCUGUUUUUGAACUGACAAGCGUUGAUAGCACUGAGACACAGAGACAAUGAGCAAUGGGUGGUUACAAACUUCUUCCAUUUAAGAAUGAUGGAGGCCACUGUGUUCCCCCUUCAUUGCUGCCCCUUCAUUGCUGCAGAAAUGUUUUGGUACCCUUCCCCAGAUCUGUGCCUGGACACAAUCCUGUCUCGGAGCUCUACGGACAAUUCCUUCGACCUCAUGGCUUGGUUUUUGCUCUGACAUGCACUGUCAACUGUGGGACCUUAUAUAGACAGAUGUGUGCCUUUCCAAAUCAUGUCCAAUCAAUUGAAUUUACCAUAGGUGGACUCCAAUCAAGUUGUAGAAACAUCUCAAGGAUGAUCAAUGGAAACAGGAUGCACCUGAGCUCAAUUUCGAGUUUCACAGCAAAUGGUCUGAAUACUUAUGUAAAUAAGGUGUAAAAACCUGUUUUUGUUUUGUCAUUAUGGGGUAUUGUGUGUAGAUUAAUGAGGAAAAUCUAUUUUAGAAUAAGGCUGUAAUGUAACAAAAUUUGGAAAAAGUCAGGGGCUCUGAAUACUUUCCGAAUGCACUGUAUGUGGUGUAUGAGUGUGUGGGAGUGGGAGCAUACAAGUGUGAGUGUGUGUACACAGUGGUCUAAGGCACUGCAUCGCAGUGCUAGCUGUGCCACUAGAGAUCCUGGUUCGAAUCCAGGCUCUGUCGUAGCCGGCCGCGACCGGGAGACCCAUGGGGCGGCGCACAAUUGGCCCAGCGUCGUCCAGGGUAGGGGAGGGAAUGGCCGGCAGGGAUGUAGCUCAGUUGGUAGAGCAUGGCGUUUGCAACGCCAGGGUUGUGGGUUCGAUUCCCAUGGGGGGCCAGUAUGAAAAAUAAAAAAUAAUGUAUUCACUAACUGUAAGUCGCUCUGGAUAAGAGCGUCUGCUAAAUGACUAAAAUGUAAAUGUACAGUGGGGAAAAAAAGUAUUUAGUCAGCCACCAAUUGUGCAAGUUCUCCCACUUAAAAAGAUGAGAGAGGCCUUUAAUUUGCAUCAUAGGUACACGUCAACUAUGACAGACAAAUUGAGGGAAAAAAAAUCCAGAAAAUCACAUUGUAGGAUUUAUUUGCAAAUUAUGGUGGAAAAUAAGUAUUUGGUCACCAACAAACAAGCAAGAUUUCUGGCUCUCACAGACCUGUAACUGUCGUUGAAAUAUUUGACUAAUAAUUAAUCAACUCAAAAAUAUCUCUCAAGACACCAGAGCUUGUGAAUCCAAGAAUUAGACUUUAUUGCAUAACAAAGCCGAGCUUGCUCCAUGGAACAACUGUCUCUCUCUGGCUUAGAGAUCUCUUAUAUACACACAAAUGAACAAACAUGCGUACAUUCCUAACUUAUUUUAGUUCUGCACCACCCUUCUUUUUCAACGUCCAGCUGUCACACAAUGUCCACUCCAAAAGGUCAUGAAUGCUUUUUUUCUAUAUGAAGCCUCUCAUUCUAUCAUUCUAUUGGCUGCGUGGCUUAGGCCCCUUCUGAAAAAAGAACUAAUGUAAUGCAUACCAUGUGUCCAUAACAAGCCCAUGGGCCACAGUUUGAGAGCCCCUGCGACAGAGCACAUACAUUCAUUUAAACAGUAAUGUUUAUUACUAAUAUUAUUAUUUUACCUUUGACCUCUCCCUACAUUUGCCUUAAUGAUACAUAAAAUAAUACCAUAUAAUCCCCCCUAUGGGACAUUCCAACAAUGUCCCAACAAUACAAAGAUUAAUUGUAAAAAUGAAUAUAAGCAUGUGCAUUUCCUUAUUUCUAACCUUGCCAUAUGUGGUUACUUUUCAUAUGCAUAUAUUUAAACCAAUAUAUCUUCCUCAUUACUUGACCCAUCCUGAUGAGGACCCAUAGCCCAGUCAGGUAUUGAUUACAAGUCUAGAAGGUUUUCCUCUAAACUAACCUCCACAUUUUCCUGUUGGGCUUUGUAACCAUGGCAAGCCCAUCCACCCCCAGGAACAACUCCAUACAAACAUUCAGGAUUCCCAAAUUCCCAAAAUGUCCCAUAUUUAUUUACCUACUGUCAUGGCGCUCCCUGUACUGGGUGUAUUUCUUUAUAAACAAUGCUCCCCACUGUUGUUUAGUUAUAGCCUUUCCCAUAUAUGUGUUAGUAUCCUAUCACAUCAACAUAUGCAACUUUGUCUUAACAAUAAUAUCUAGGACAUGUUUAAGAAUGGUGUCAAUAUCUUUAGAUUACAUAACCUUUUUCACCCAUAUCACAAGUAUUAUAACAAUCAAAAUAAUCAAUAUCCAUAUCUAAUCAAGUAAUUGCCAUGUCAACAUCACUAAGCAUUAAUAUUAAUAAGUUAUUCAGAUCAAUCAGUCCACUUAUAAUUUAUAAUCAUAAUCAAAUUAAUUACCCAAAACAACUUUAGAAUGACAAUUCUUAACACUCACCUUGGCACAUAUUGACACUGGCCGAAUGUAUAUUUAUAUUAUAAUAAUUCUAGCAUUAACUUCCUCAUAACGAGAAUUACAACAGAUCAGUACCUCAAUGCAUUGUCCAAAUUACUAUAAAUUUAGUAGUGUAUAAUACCUCCUUAAUCAACAUACUACCUCAACUAACACUCCCUUCCUCUACCGGCACUCAAUCUUCUGGCGUCUUCAUUAUGUUCUUCAGAUAGCUUCAUAGUUCAUCUUGGAUUACCCAUAGCAAUGUCCCAAUUCCAAUGUCACACCUGAACCGCCACACCUCCACCAUCAUUCUGUUUUGUCCAUGUGCAAACCAGUAUACCCAAACUAGGAAGAACGUUGCAUUUGCAUAGACCUCUUUCCUCACAUUCUUGAAAGAAAAGGCACAAAAGAGAAGGCAAUUGAUUGCUUUGAUUUGAUGCUGGAUUCAGGUCUCCUGGCAGAGGUGAUGUCAGACAAGAACGUCUUCAACGCCUUUGUUGUUCCUCUUCAGCCGAGUAGAGGAUUUUUGGUUUUUAUUGAGGUUUACACCGUUCUGGGCCAAAUGAUCUCUGCAAUGCAUUACGACACCAUCCGUAGUAACCUCAGGAAAGGACAGAUCAUAACAGUUCAGUUGAGUUAAUUUCCAAUCCAAAACAUCCCUAUUAACAUUGUCUACAUGACAAAUCAUUAUGUUUCACAUUCUCCCUGAAUUCUCCCAAAUUAUAUAACCCAAUUGUUUUAUUGUAACAUUCCUAUAUUUUUGCUCAUACUCUAUUUGACAUUACUCUGGUGUUUCCCUUUCCUUGUUCCUAUUCUAACAAUUGCUUACACUUCUCUCCUCAUCCUGGUUGAUCAUAAAAUUGUUUAUAUUUAGGAUUUCCUAAAUAUUACAAACAUUCUGCUGGCCAAUAUGGUCUUUCCGAGUUCCUUAUAUGACAAAAGUUGUAGUUGAAUCAUAACACAGUCCUAGUAACUGUGAAGAUUUUGAACUACUGUUAAUUCUUUAAACGGAGAUGUGGUGCAUAUUAGACUAUUUUCUUUAUUUAAUUGUAAUAUAAUAUAUUGUACUCAUCUAUAUCAAUCAUUGUUUAACGGCUCCUUCAAUUCCCUUUCUUCUGUAUUUGGUAUAGCUCUAACAUAUACAGGGUUUAAUGCACUUUCCCAAGGAAUAACUACUCCAAUAACACUUCCCCCUGGAAAUCUAACACCAAAUACUACAUCAAAUUGUUUAUCUAAGUCUUGGACUGUUCUCCUUAUGUCUAUGAUUCACCUGUCUCUUUCUUUCAUUAUCUUAAGGUCACACUACCCCAUGUGACUUCCCCAUACUCUUUGUGCUGGUUUCUCACACACCAAUAAUAUUUUAACCCUUGUAUUUUAAUAGUGAUCCCUUCUAUGUCUUUUCCUUCUGCUCUUUAUUAUUAUAUGUACUCCAUUCCCCUUAUUCUCACGUAACUAGUCAAGUGUAGAGAAAUCAAUGAUAAGGAUAUCUGGUGCGUCUUGGAGGUCUGGAAUCUCUCGGCGGUCUGGAAGGUCCUUAAAGUCUCUUAAUCAUCAGUUCCCUCACUCUGGUACAAUGGUUAAGAUGAUACCCGAUACUCCCCUCUAUCCGUACCAUCGUUGGUAUAACCUGGACAACGAUGUGUAUGGUCACUUCAGUUGUUAACCUUCCCCCGUCACUAGGGUCUCCGGAUCAGCCAGAGUCCCUCUCAAUCUAUCGACAUCGGUCUGUGAAAAGUGUCCUUCAAUCAGCCUACCCAUAGGGAAGCUCAGAGUUACUGCUGCAAAGACACAAGCACAGACACACACAAAAGACAACAAUGCUACCCAAUGGCUGAGGUUGGAACACUCCUAUAGUGAGAAACAUGAAUCUAAGUAUCUGUCUCCACCACUUUUACCAUCAUUAAGGUAGCCAACAACACCUGGUACAGGCCCCUCCACAUAGGGUCUUUCCAGCUCUUUCUUCUGUAGUCUUUUGCCAUCACAUAGUCUCCAGGGCACAGAAAAUACUCAGAUUCUCCUACUCAGUUGGGCAGAGUUAUCUUGACCCAUGAAAAUUAUCAUAGGGUUUAAAAACGAACUUAACAACAUCAUUCAUGCUAAAUUUCCAUAGUAACGUCAUGUUUGGUUUAGUUGAUCUAUUACCAUAUAAGACAUUCACUUCUCCAUGCGUCGUAAAACUGUAUCCUAUUUCUCCUGUAAUCAACUAAAAUCAUAGCCACGCAAUUAAAUCAUCGCCUCGCCAUUACAGAAUGAAUGAGAUCUAUUAAUUUAUCCUUUCUAAGUAAGCUACUAGUAACACCAAACAUUUGCUGUGGUUUGCCAGGCCCGUCUGAAGUUUGUUAGGUUGCAUUUGGAUGAUCCAGAAGAGGAUUGGGAGAAUGUCAUAUGGUCAGAUGAAACCAAAAUAUAACUUUUUGGUAAAAACUAAACUUGUCGUGUUUGGAGGACAAAGAAUGCUGAGUUGCAUCCAAAGAACACCAUACCUACUGUGAAGCAUUGGGAUGGAAACAUCAUGCGUUGGGACUGUUUUUCUGCAAAGGGACCAGGACGACUGAUCCGUGUAAAGGAAAGAAUGAAUGGGGCCAUGUAUCGUGAGAUUUUGAGUGAAAACCUCCUUCCAUCAGCAAGGGCAUUGAAGAUGAAACGUGGCUGGGUCUUUCAGCAUGACAAUGAUCCCAAACACACCGCCCGGGCAACGAAGGAGUGGCUUCGUAAGAAGCAUUUCAAGGUCCUGGAGUGGCCUAGCCAGUCUCCAGAUCUCAACCCCAUAGAAAAUCUUUGGAGGGAGUUGAAAGUCUGUGUUGCCCAGCGACAGCCCCAAAACAUCACUGCUCUAGAGGAGAUCUGCAUGGAGGAAUGGGCCAAAAUACCAGCAACAGUGUGUGAAAACCUUGUGAAGACUUACAUAAAACGUUUGACCUGUGUCAUUGCCAACAAAGGGUAUAUAACAAAGUAUUGAGAAACUUUUGUUAUUGACCAAAUACUUAUUUUCCACCAUAAUUUGCAAAUAAAUUCAUUAAGAAUCCUACAAUGUGAUUUUCUGGAUUUUUUUUCCUCAUUUUGUCUGUCAUAGUUGACGUGUACCUAUGAUGAAAAUUACAGGCCUCACUCAUCUUUUUAAGUGGGAGAACUUGCACAAUUGGUGGCUGACUAAAUACUUUUUUUCCCCACUGUAUGUACACGUCUGUGUGUGUGUCAGUUUGUGAGAGAGAGUGUGUGUGUAUAAGUCAGCCAUAGGGCAGCCUCUCCCUCCCUAGAAAUCAACCUGUCAGUCAUCCAUCUCUCACCCAGAGUCCAUUACUUCGCCAUCUGACUUGCAGCCCUCCCUGCCUCCCUGUCCUCCCUGCAAGUCUGUCUGCGUGCCCUUUAUUCCUCCCCAAGCCUCUCUCUCUCUUUCUACCUCCCUAUCCAAGCCUCUCUCUUUCUACCUCCCUAUCCAAGCCUCUCUCUUUCUACCUCCCUAUCCAAGCCUCUCUCUUUCUACCUCCCUAUCCAAGCCUCUCUCUCUCUACCUCCCUAUCCAAGCCUCUCUCUCUCUACCUCCCUAUCCAAGCCUCUCUCUUUCUACCUCCAUAUCCAAGCCUCUCUCUCUCUACCUCCCUAUCCAAGCCUCUCUCUUUCUACCUCUUUAUCCAAGCCUCUCUCUCUCUACCUCCCUAUCCAAGCCUCUCUCUUUCUACCUCCCUAUCCUAGCCUCUCUCUCUCUACCUCCCUAUCCAAGCCUCUCUCUUUCUACCUCCCUAUCCAAGCCUCUCUCUCUCUACCUCCCUAUCCAAGCCUCUUUCUCUCUCUACCUCUCUAUCCAAGCCUCUCUCUACCUCUCUAUCCAAGCCUCUCUCUGCCUGCCUCCCUAUCCAAGCCUCUCUCUUUCUACCUCCCUAUCCAAGCCUCUCUCUCUCUACCUCCCUAUCCAAGCCUCUUUCUCUCUCUACCUCUCUAUCCAAGCCUCUCUCUACCUCCCUAUCCAAGCCUCUCUCUGCCUGCCUCCCUAUCAGGCAUCUCCCUGCCUACCUUCAUACCCCAGCCUGUCUCCUGUCUGGGGCUCUACUGCCUCUCUGCCUGUCUGUCUCAGGCUCCUUGGCUGGGCUCGCUGCUUUUCUAACCCUAACCCUAACCCUUUCAGCUGGGUUGUAUGGUCACUGAUAAACCACUUGGAUGGAGUAUGACCUCUGGCUAGUGUAAUUUAUCUAAAUUUCUUCAGUGCCAUGCUAUCAGUAAUUACCCUCUCAUUCUGUCCCCUAUCCUCUGGAGAGUGACACCCUUUCUACUCUCAUCUCUCUUAACGCAUCCCUUCAUCUCUCUCUCUCUCUCUCUCUCUCUCUCUCGCUCUCUCUCUCUUUCGGCUUACUCUGUCUUUCCUUAGAAUCCCCUCAGAUCAGCUAUGCGUGUCCUUGGUUCCAGAUCUAAGUUAUAACACGUUAAACACCUUCUCCUCUCCUCCUCUGUCCUAACUCAUCCCUUCCCUCUUUUCUCUCUCUCUCUCUCUCUCCUCAGAUCCCUCAGAUCAGCUAUGCGUCCACAGCCCCGGAGCUCAGUGACAACACGAGGUAUGACUUCUUCUCCCGCGUCGUCCCUCCGGACUCCUAUCAGGCCCAGGCAAUGAUGGACAUCGUCACGGCGAUGGGAUGGAACUAUGUGUCCACGCUCGCGUCCGAGGGGAACUACGGCGAGAGCGGUGUCGAGGCCUUCGUACAGAUCUCCCGGGAAACAGGUACAUGGAAUAGCGUAAACAUGCUCAAACACACUCUAACACACAGUACUAAAUGGAGGUGCUGAAUCUUCAUGAACAGAGUCUACAGUUCUUGAGUGUUUGGACAUCUCUCUUCAGUGCUGGGUCUCUGGGGAACUCUGAACAACAAUAGCUGCCCUAGUAGAUGCCAGUCUCAAAUAUCUCUCUUUAAAAACAUCAUUGAUAUUAACUGUCAGAUAGUAUCUGUCAGCUACAGAUUGACAGUCAGUCAGCAUAAAAAAACAUAUUUCAUCAGAUAAACUCUCUAGUGGUUUUAACUUGUCUCUGUGUGUUUGUUGAGAUUGCUCGGCUUUGCCAGCGAUCACUGAUGUCUAUUUUUGUCAUCAAAUGACACCUCAUUCCCAAUAUACUGAAAUGCAUAAUGUUUGUUUGGGGAAUAUGGCAUCAAUUCAGACAUCAUAUUCAAACAGUCAAUUCAGACACGUGAAUUCCCUCCCAAACUCACAGAUAGACAUCAGUGAGCAUUUGAGUUGGAGCCCCUGCUGUUCUUACUGCUGUAAGCAGCACUGCUGCUAGUUUUUACUGUUUGCCUUUACUGUGGGUUUCUAUACUGUGGGUUUAGUCUCUAGUGUACAUGUCUCAGUGCUGCUCUCUUCCCUGCUGUGCUGUGCUGAGGGCUAUGUGGUGUGA